AACAAUCAAAUUCUUGUUACCUAGAUUCUUUCUUCUAAUAUAUAUUAAUCUAUGGUUGGUGCUGAUGUUUAAAAAAUAAUCAAUUUCUUUUCAGUAUUAGUGUCAUUAAUUUUUUUUUAAACUAUGUAUUUUAGAUCGAUCAAUUAUCAAACCUCGAUUAUUAUGAAAAUAUAUCUGGCAAUUAAUAAUUGUUUUUUCUUUUCUUUGAGUUUGCCUGAAGAAAUCACUUAAAUUUUUUGGAAAAAAAAGUCGAUUCAUGCAAAAAAAAAAAAAAAAAACCUAAAACUACAGCAUUUUAUCCAUGUAGCAGCAACUUAGCUUCAGUAAAGCCCUAGCUUUAUGUAAUUUUCUUGCUCAUUUACAUACCUCAAUUAGUUUUUUAUUUAUUUAUCAUAAUUUAAUACUUUUCCCAUGGAAAAACAAAUAAUGUGUCUUCGAGCAUGAGUUGUAGAACGAUGUCGUUUAGUUGCAAGAAAAAGGAGCCGGCGGGCCCUUUCUUUCUCGUUAGUUGUUGGAGAACAGUAUACGUGACGAACAUCGUGAUCCAUUUGAGAGGACGACGUGUCAACACUCCCGUCCAUAAUUUUCUGCUCUUUCUGUCCUCUCAGUGUCCCGCCUCAGCUUCACUCCCACAGCAAUGGCAUGCAAACCACCAACUCAGCUAGCAACCCCAGGAAAAAUCCAUCGCCACCGUAAAUUCACCGCCACAUCCACAACUAACCCCUUCUCCUGGCGUAGGAUUCUAUCACCAGAACCUCUCCUCUCUCUUUCCACCUCAUUUCCCUCAGGGAAAUGUAAUGUAAACUGUAAAGCAACUUGUCAAAUGCAGUGCUAGUGGAACUGCAGAGGCAACAGGGGCAGUGAAUUUAGGACCAGGGACUCCUGUUAGGCCAACUAGUAUAUUAGUUGUAGGAGCCACUGGUACUUUAGGCAGGCAAAUUGUUAGAAGAGCCCUUGAUGAAGGUUAUGAUGUUAGGUGCCUUCUUAGACCAAGACCUGCUCCUGCUGACUUCCUUCGUGAUUGGGGUGCCACUGUUGUCAAUGCAGAUCUUAGUAAACCCGAGACUAUACCUGCAACAAUGGUUGGGGUUCAUACGAUUAUUGACUGUGCUACUGGGCGUCCAGAAGAGCCCAUUAAAACGGUAGACUGGGAAGGAAAAGUUGCUCUUAUACAAUGUGCAAAAGCAAUGGGAAUACAGAAAUAUGUGUUCUAUUCUAUUCACAACUGUGACAAGCACCCUGAAGUUCCACUGAUGGAGAUUAAGUAUUGCACCGAGAAGUUUCUUCAGGACUCUGGCCUAACUCAUGUCAUAAUACGGUUAUGUGGUUUCAUGCAAGGUCUUAUUGGGCAAUAUGCAGUACCUAUACUAGAAGAGAAAUCUGUUUGGGGAACAGAUGCCCCCACAAGAAUUGCUUACAUGGACACCCAGGAUAUAGCUCGAUUGACAUUAAUAGCAUUACGGAAUGAGAAAAUUAAUGGGAAGCUCCUCACAUUUGCUGGACCUCGAGCUUGGACUACUGAGGAGGUCAUAACAUUGUGUGAGAGGCUGGCAGGGCAGGACGCAAAUGUCACUACUGUUCCGGUUUCUGUCUUGAGAUUCACUCGUCAAUUGACUAGGUUUUUUGAGUGGACAAAUGAUGUUGCUGACAGACUAGCAUUUUCUGAGGUUCUUACGAGUGAUAUCGUUUUCUCCGUUCCAAUGAAUGGGACAUACAAUCUUCUUGGGGUGGACCAGAAAGAUAUAGUUACACUGGAGAAAUAUCUGCAGGAUUACUUCACAAACAUUCUAAAGAAAUUGAAAGACCUCAAAGCACAAUCAAAGCAAAGCGACUUCUACAUAUGAAGAAAAACCGUCAUGUCGCUGUGAAUGAAGCUAUAAAUAUGUAUGUAAGCACAAGUUUUAUGCUUGGCAAAAUGUAUGAAUAGGUUAAGCCCACUCAUAUUCCUCAACUUGGUAUUCACUCUUUCCUCUAUCUCGCUCGUUAUUUUCUUUCUUUUGGUUAAAGUGACCAAAGGAAAAUAGAAACUACAAUGCUUUCUCUCAUAAGAGUUGAUCAGUGAGAGAAUUUUGGUUGGUUGGUAACAUGUUUUGCCAUCUACUUGUGUGUAUGGACUAUGGACUUGUGGGAAA
Molecule: messenger RNA, 2132 nt
Organism: Populus trichocarpa (black cottonwood)
Lineage: Eukaryota; Viridiplantae; Streptophyta; Magnoliopsida; Malpighiales; Salicaceae
Product: protein HIGH CHLOROPHYLL FLUORESCENCE PHENOTYPE 244, chloroplastic
Exons: 7
Coding region: 1080-1844 (254 amino acids)
Source: RefSeq, a predicted model, not a curated record